GUAGGUUUUGUAGUUCGCUUGUACAACUGCCGUGUUCAGUUGGAUGUCAACAACUGCGAUGUUUACGUAAAUAAUCACUUUACACUAUAUGGCCAUAUGCUUUAUAAUGACUAGUUUCGCACAUAAACAUCUACUGUAAAUAGAUGUCCGCUUCCAAGUUUACUCCGUGGAAGUAUGAACGGAGUUUCGUCAAAUCACCCGUUUGCUGUUAGCUUUGAAAGCUAGCAAUGUCUGGCAAACAUGCAGUUAGUUUGCUUUAGACGCCAGAUGAAGGUCGCCAACACGUCUUUAAUGCACACUCUGCGGCAGAUGAAGUAAGGAUGAACAAAGGUGAUGGUGGCGAACAAAGUGGACCUUCUCAGGAUGCCUACGGUCCAGAGAUGCAAAGUCUUCCGGAUGGUGACCUGGCCUGUCAUCCAGAUGUUGACCCCUCUCCCCCGGAGGCCAGUGGCUUGUUGUCGUUGCCGUGGGAGAUGGUGACCUAUAUUGCCUCACACCUUCCUGCUCAAUGUGUCAUCUCCGUCCUGCCAAAGGUCUGUUCCACUUUGCGUAACGUGGGCAAGGACAGCACUGCCUGGCAGCUGCGGGCGCGCAGACUGAUUGGCUCAAAAGCUAAAUUUCCUGUGGGGCCCAGGGAGGACUUUGACUGGCCCACCGCUUGUUUGGAGAUGGAGCAACUGAUUACCUGCUGGACCGGCAUGGCACAGCAUGACCUCAGACACUACCAAGCCGUUGAGGAGGAAGACCAGGGUGACCAGGGACGAGUAGAGAUGGAGCCAGGGAGAGAUGCACAGGGUGUUGAUGAACGGUUGGUUGGUGAGCUCGUUGGCGAGCUGGAGCAGAGAUUAGGGGAGAACCCGGAAGAAGAUGCUUUAUUUGAGGGCCACGACGGCGCUCUUGAUCCUCCGGGUAAUGGAGAACAUGCAGAAAUCAUUCAGCAUCAACCACCAAGAAGUUCAAGCCCACCCCCAGCACUUGAGCGCCUCACCCUGCUCUCAGGCCACAUCGCCCAGGUCAACUCCGUCCUCCUGUUAGGUGGCGACGGGACGCUCUGCGCCACAGGCUCCAGAGAUCGGAACGUCAAUCUUUGGAAACUGCACGCGGACUCGAGCAGCGUGCUGCUGCACACCUUGCUCGGCUCCCGCAACUUCAGCACCCAUCAGGGAUGGGUCUGGUGUCUGGCAUCUCAGGGACCCCUGCUGGCCUCGGGAGGGUUCGACAGCACGGUGCGGCUGUGGGACCUGCAGGCGUCCGGCGCCGAAAAGGGAUUGAUCAAGGCUGGAGGUGCCGUGCUGUGUUUGACCUGUUUGCCAGACGUCCUGCUGGCUGGCACGUUUGACGAAAGGGUCAGCGUUUACGACCCGAGAGCUGCUUUUACUUGCCUGAAAAGUCUCCGUCUCCAUACCAACGCAGUCAUGUGUCUGGCGGCCGACGACAAAUACAUAGUCUCCGCGGGUAAGGACUGCACUGUGGCCGUCUACGACCGCCGGGCUGACAAAACCUUGAACAAAGUCCGGCUGAAUGCUUACUUGCGUUCCAUGAGCUACAGUGACAGUGAGGUGUGGGGAGGAGACCACAGGGGCGCGCUGCAUUCCUUCGCCAUGCGGGACGGCAUAUUGAAGUCCACAGCGCACUUCAACGUGGGGCACACCGCUAUGAUAACCGGCAUUCAUAAGUCACCUGGAAGCCUCUACACCUGCUCCUCUGAUUGUACCGUCAAGGUGCACAUCCCAUGUCGGCCUCCAAAGACUUUAUGCACACUGCGUCAUCAAGCUGGAGCCUCUGGGCUGAGUGUGGAGGCCGGAACCCUGGCUGUCGCCUCAGGGGACAUGGGUGUGGAAAUCUGGAGACCCAGAAAGUCAUGAAGUUGCACGUGGACAAAACCGCAACACUACAACCGAUUCAUAUAUGAAAUCAGGUCAACAUUUUAUUUAAAGCAAAGCAGUACAAAGUCAGUCUAGAAUUGAGGAGAUCACAAUACAGUAGCAUGCAGAUCAUGUGACCAAUGACUCGCGAGACACAUUAGUAGGUACCCCCGCUCAAGAUUUAAAGGAACCCUACUGCCUUUAUAAAGCUACUUUAACAUGAUAGUGAAGCCCUUGUGUACAGUAAAAAAGGCACAAGACAAGCUGUAUAUCAACAAUUAUGCACUGUGGAAUACAACAUUUUGAUUGAG
Nerophis lumbriciformis (worm pipefish) is the source of this 2176-nucleotide messenger RNA. RefSeq names its product F-box and WD repeat domain containing 9 (gene fbxw9). Gene Ontology annotation, molecular function: protein binding. NCBI's taxonomy places the organism in Eukaryota, Metazoa, Chordata, Actinopteri, Syngnathiformes, Syngnathidae. The record is from RefSeq and is a predicted model, not a curated record.